AUGGAAUUACGACGAUCAUGUAGUAAGAAGCGAUUAAGAAUUAUCAAACGAUUGAGUUUGGCAUCACCGAUUGCAACUGCUGAAAAGAAAGAUAAAAAAAAACCUGACAAGAACACAGCAAAAAAAACAAAACGUCGUCCAAUAAAUGAUAAUCAAGAAAAUAUCACAAGUUUAAGAAAGCAUCUCAGUGAUCAAAAUAUUUUAAAGCGGUAUCAAUCGCGCAAAGAUAAGAUAACUACUUUUAACCAUAUGGCUAUUCAAGAUCCUAAAAAGUGUUUAAAACCAGUUCAAACUCAAAUAUAUGCAGGACAGAAACCUCUUCUAUUGUAUAAAUCAAAAUGUGCUGGAGGAGCUUUUGAUGAUAAGAACAAAUACACUUCAGAUCACUCAGGUGCAACUGACGAUGACUCAAUUCCUAGCGAGAGUCAAUCACCAUCACCAUCUCGGAGGUCAUUACAAGAAAAUCUGGAAAGAUCAUCAUCAGUUUCAAGAAUUAGUGAACCUGGACAAAAUAACGAAUUUCAUCACCAAUUUUCAUUUGAAACCCGAAAACGUCAAAGAUAUUUGUCUCAUAGACGUUUACCCAGAGAGGAACAUUCGCCUCGAAGAUCUCCAAAACGUCGAAGAUCUACGUCUCGGGAGCCUUUAUUUGAAGGAGAACCUUCUCCUCGGAGAUCUUCGGAACGUCGAAGAUCUGAGUCUCGUGAGCUUUUAUCUGAAGGAGAACCUUCUCUUCAGAGAUCUCCGAAACGUCGAAGAUCUACGUCUCGUGAGCCUUUAUUAGAAGGAGAACCUUCUCCUCGAAGAUCUUUGGAACGUCGAAGAUCUACGUCUCGUGAGCCUUUAUUAGAAGGAGAACCUUCUCCUCGGAGAUCUUCGGAACGUCGAAGAUCUACGUCUCGUAAGCCUUUAUUUGAAGGAGAACCUUCUCCUCGGAGAUCUUUGGAACGUCGAAGACCUCCGCCUCGGGAGCUUUUAUCUGAAGGGAAACCUUCUCCUCGAAGAUCUUUGGAACGUUGA
Messenger RNA from Cotesia glomerata, 1020 nucleotides. RefSeq names its product serine/arginine repetitive matrix protein 1-like. Lineage: Eukaryota; Metazoa; Arthropoda; Insecta; Hymenoptera; Braconidae. Bases 1 to 1020 code for a protein of 339 amino acids. The record is from RefSeq and is a predicted model, not a curated record. The transcript is spliced from 4 exons.